CCCCGAGUAGACCACCACCUGCUCCGCUUUCAGGGACGGCUAUGGAAGCAGAUUGCAAAGUACCCACCCAGCUAUCUCAAACUCGGCUACAUGGCGCGUAGCAAGGCCAUUUUUGCAGAGGCCAUGGUGCACGUAGUUGGCCAGUGGCCCCAGGGCAUCAACCAGCUGCGCGGCCAGAUUGCCGAGCCCGUCAUUGAGCUGAUUGAGGACAAGGUGGACGAAAUGGACGAGCUCAAAGCUAAAAUAGAGGUCAAGCUCUUCCGCCUUUCGCUCACAACAAGUCGCGGAGAGCGCGUCAGCCCCUCGAGCAACUGGCUGGACUGGAUAGCAGUUUCGCUGUUCCGACAAUGGCUUGCGGAAAACACGACACCGCCACCAGCCCCAAUUCUCAAGUCCCCACGGCCCCCAGGCGCACGAGGAGAAAACGCACCGCUACCUCCUCCGCCCGUUUUUAACACAGGCCGCAUCUUCCGCCUCCUCGGCCAAGCAGGUUCCACGUACCUAAACCACGACGAAUGCAAGCGCUUCCUGCGUCUCAACCCAGAACACUACAAUCGCGACAAUCUCAAGCGCCUCGAGCGCCGCAUCGACGAGAUCAAGAAUAAGGCAAAAGAUGUCGUCAAGCCUCUCAUGCGCAACUUUCUCGAACUCGAUCUGCGCGAGGGUGGCCUGCCUUAUCUCACUUGCACCCGAAUCGAUCCUCAUGAUUUCCCGUGGGAUGAGAUAUAG
Messenger RNA from Exserohilum turcica Et28A, 729 nucleotides. RefSeq lists its product as uncharacterized. The transcript has a single exon. The annotation marks the transcript as partial. The record is from RefSeq and is a predicted model, not a curated record. NCBI's taxonomy places the organism in Eukaryota, Fungi, Ascomycota, Dothideomycetes, Pleosporales, Pleosporaceae.